Dovyalis caffra is the source of this 1530-nucleotide messenger RNA. Lineage: Eukaryota; Viridiplantae; Streptophyta; Magnoliopsida; Malpighiales; Salicaceae. The record is from the annotation of a GenBank genome assembly.
AUGUCUUUGGGGUUGGCAGUUUUGGUUUUGGUUUUGGUUUUGGGGUUUUAUUCUUCUUCUGUUGUGGGGUUUAAUUGGUCACAAUGGGAAGUGGGUCCUCUUAAGUUUUGUUUGUUUUUGAUGUUAAUGAUAAUUAUACUAGCAAAUAAUAAAGGGUUUCCACUUCUAUCUGAAUCUUGGGAUCUGGGUUUCAUCAAAAUGGUUUUCUUUCUUUCUGACUGUCUGUUAUCUGAGGAUAAGGAUUGUGAAUUGGGUUCUAUGGAAGUUAAGGUGGUUGAUGGUGUGAUUGGGAUUAAAGAUUACGUUAGGAUGGAUGAAUCACUGGGCAGUUCGAAUUCGCUACCGCCUUUUCUUGCAAAGACAUAUGAGAUGGUGGAUGAUCCUUCGACGGAUUCAGUUGUUUCAUGGAGUCAGAGCAAUAAGAGUUUCAUUGUAUGGAAUCCACCGGAGUUUGCCAGGGAUUUGCUGCCCAGAUUUUUUAAGCAUAAUAAUUUCUCCAGCUUUAUCAGACAGCUCAAUACUUAUGGUUUUAGGAAAAUUGAUCCGGAGCAAUGGGAAUUUGCUAAUGAGGAUUUUAUAAGAGGUCAACCACAUUUAAUGAAGAACAUCCAUAGACGGAAGCCAGUUCAUAGCCAUUCGAUGCAGAAUCUUCAAGGACAAGGGUCUAAUCUGCUAACGAAUUCGGACAGACAGAGUAUGAAGGACGAUAUAGAGAGGCUUAAAUGUGAUAAAGAAGCCCUUAUUUUGGAGUUACAGAAGCAAGAACAAGAGCGGAAAGGAUUCGAGAUGCAAAUCGAGGGUUUGAAGGAGAAGUUGCAACAAAUGGAACGGAGACAGCAAACUGUGGUGUCUUUUGUGGCCCGAGUGUUGCCAAAACCAGGGCUUGCCUUAAAUCUAAUGCCACAAUUGGAAGGUCAUGAUAGAAAGAGAAGGCUGCCUAGAAUUGGUUAUCUAUACGGUGAAGCCAGUAAUGAGGAUAACCAGAUAGUGACUUCCCAAGCUCUGUCUAAAGAAAAUGCAGAUGGUAAUUCUGUUUCCCUGUUAAACAUGGAGCAGUUUGAGCAGUUGGAAUCAUCCCUGACGUUUUGGGAGAAUAUGGUACAUGAUGUUGGUCAAACCUACAAUAAUAACACUUCAAUGAUAGAUAUGGAUGAGUCUACAAGUGGUGCACAAAGUCCAGCUAUAUCUUGUGUGCAACUGAAUGUUGAUUUUCGUCCUAAAUCACCUGGUAUUGACAUGAAUUCUGAGCCUUCUGUAGCUGUUGUGCCAGAUCCUGUCACACCGAAGGAACAACCAACUGGGACUGCUCCCUCUGUGGCAACUGGAGUCAACGAUGUAUUCUGGGAACAGUUUUUGACUGAAAAUCCUGGUUCAACUGACACACAGGAAGUUCAAUCUGAAAGAAAGGAUUCUGAUGGUAGAAUAAAUGAAAUUAAACCUGCUGAUCCCGGAAAAUUUUGGUGGAAUAUAAGGAAUGUAAAUAAUCUUACAGAGCAGAUGGGGCAUCUUACUCCUGCUGAAAGAACUUGA